This is a messenger RNA of Brassica rapa (field mustard), 14314 nucleotides long. RefSeq names its product subtilisin-like protease SBT3.10. NCBI's taxonomy places the organism in Eukaryota, Viridiplantae, Streptophyta, Magnoliopsida, Brassicales, Brassicaceae. Gene Ontology annotation, biological process: proteolysis. The record is from RefSeq and is a predicted model, not a curated record. Gene Ontology annotation, molecular function: serine-type endopeptidase activity.
UUCGAUUAGUCGUUGUUAUUUGUCGAUGAUAGCAACUUACAAACGAACAUUAUGUGAAACUCUGUAACAUCAGAUCCUUGAAAGUUUAUGAUCACAAUGGAUAUCUUGAAAACAUACGUUAAAGAGGUAAAAUAUAUUUAUAUCUAUUAGAUUAAUUAAUUUAAAUUUAGAGUUGAGAUCGGAGGAACCAGGUUUUGAGAAGGGUUGGGGCUUAGGAAAAAAAUAAUUAAUUUUUAAAAUUCAGAAAAAGAUUAGAUUUUGAAAUAAAAUGUUUUAUACUGGAGAUUAUGAAUAUUUUAGAUAUAUAUAUAUACGGAGAGCAUCGGAACAAAUAUUAAAUGAGGCAAAAUUAUUCAUCAUUUUUGGAAACCAAGUUGAUAAUUCUCUAAAACAAGAUAUUAAAAAUGUUUUGGAUCUUUUAACUAAAGGAGGCAUGGGAAUACUGUACCUAGGAUUGCCCAAGCAAAAUUGUGGAUCGAAGAUGACAGUUUUCUCCUUUGUACAAGAUCAACUCAAUGAACGCGCCUAACACAUGGUCAUCACGAUUGCUAUAAAAAAAGAAAAAAAAUAAGUCUAAGUAAAAUCUGUGAUUCAACCGGUUCCCACAUUUGUGAUGUCGUGUUUCCUUCUUCCAUAAAGCAGUAUUGACAAAUUAAGAAUUACAAUUUCAAAUUUUUGGUGGAGCUCAAAACAAAACAUCACAUGUUUACAUUGGAUUGCAUGGGAUGGAAUUUGUACCUCAAAGAAUAUGGGGAGAACUAGAAUUUCGAGAUCUCCAUGAUUUCAAUAUAAUGCUUCUUACAAAACGAUUAUGGAGACUAAUUCAAUUUCAUCGCCCUUAUUGGCACGUGUUUUAAAAGAAAGAUAUUACAAUCAUGCAUCUCCUUUAGAAGACCGGCAGAUGUAUUCACCAUCAUCCAAAUGGCAGCGAAACAAAUACUUAAGUCGGGUUUACAGAAAACCAUUGGAUCCGGUCAUGAUAUGAGGGUUUGGAGUGAGCUUUAGGUCCCAGAUUCAGUUGCUCGACCACCUCGACCUGCCAACCACAUUGUUUACAGAGUGCCAGACAUACCAUGGAUUUUACCAUUUUUAGACCAUGACAUAUGACCUAUUUAGAGUCUAUUUUAGAGUGUUUUCAGGUUUAGGUACAUUCUGGAGAACUAUGAUGAUUUUGGAGCUUUUUGAGGUGCAGAACUACACAUAAACGUCAGAUGUUUAGAUAUGGAUGGAGACCUUAAUAGGUUGCGAUUGAGCCCAUAUUUUGAUACAGAAUAGAGCUUUGGGUUAUCGCCGGUUUGAGGUUAAUCAGCAUCUUAUAGCAGACGUUAUGCAUGAUUUACUGAAGAGUGGUACGUCUGUGAUACAAGCCUAAGCUAACAAAGGCUAGAUCACAAGGCAACAAGAGUUGUCAAGCUUGAAUGGGUCGAUUGUCGCCACAAAGGGUUGCGGAAAUAUCCCUUUGAUAAGACCAGAAGCCUGCGCCUAUGUGAAUCCACACAAAGACAGAGACCUACACUUGUAUCCUAGAAUGAAUCCACAAACUAAGGAGACAAGCAAACGGACAAGAAAUCUAAAGGAAUCCACCUAAAGACUAAUUGAACAAAACAAAGACAAACUUUGUAAACUGAAUAAUACUUUAUUGAUUUCGUGCAAAGGUGAUUUACAAAUGAGACUUAGCUCUGUUUAAAUAGAAAAGAACACAAAUGCCUAAAAGAAUAACUUGGAAAGAAAUAAUAAGUGAAAAACUAGCCGUUGGACUUAGUUGGUGCAGAAUCUGUCCAUGUAUGGAAGUUGUCUUCUCUCCUUGUAUCUUGUGAGUUUGGGCAGAAAUAAAUGCAUCCGUGGGAUCUCCUUUGAUGUCUGGAUAGUCUCUAAGUCGUGCCUGAACAGAAGGGGAAAGAGCCGUUGGUCUUUAAUAACUCCAAGUGUGAAUGCAUCCAUGUAAGGUAAGUUGACAAAUAAGGGAUUCAUCUUGAUCAUGUGGCUGCUGGUGCAUGGUAGAAACUCUCCCACUGCUCUUAGAUGUAAUGAAUAAUCUCCUGGUUUCCACACGUGAGUUUGAGUUGCACACUCCUUAAGCAAAGAAUUACUUUCCUUAAUUAGAACCAAUUCGGAUGCAGUGUAGAUAGUCUGACUUGUAACUGGCAUAUCUCCUAAACCAUUACUCUUUUUGGUAUGAAACCAAUUCGCUGCGUGCUCUGGUUGAGUUGAGAAUCUAUAGAAACUGGUUUCACGGUUAAAUUCCUUAUGGUUGCAAAGAUAUCCUUCUUUGAGUGCACCUAUGUCGCUGCUGGCUCCAAUGUAGCUUGUAUGGUUGAUCUCAUGAGUUGGUGGUCCAGCUACUGACUUUAGGUCCUCAUCAGUCUGUCUCGCGAAAGGAAGCUCUCGAGGAGAUGAAUGAAUGUCGAUCGACGACACAUCCUUGAUGUCGAUCGACGGUGAUGCCAGAAGACGGGUCGAGUCUAUUUCAUGACCGACUUAAGCCCAUAAGCGACCACAAUUUACAAGAAUGCCCCUGGAUGACUCUGGCUACGCUUUCUUUUACUUCUUUAAUUCAUAGUUUUAGGGUUUGAGAGGAGAUCAAUUCUCCUUCAGAGGAGAAUUGAUUGGAACUCCAUUGGUUUUACCAUUGAUUUAUUAACUGUUAUAUUAUUGAAACUAUGAUUUGUGUUAUUGCUUGCAUGUCUGAGUAGUCAUCUUGUUAGAUUUAAGGAUUUCAUGAGCUUAUUGUCAAACUGAUAAUCAAUAAGGAUUUCUAGGUUAUCUAUAGAUCUCUACACCAGAAUAGUUUGUAAUACUAGGAUCUAGAGUAGUUAGAAAGCAUCACAGUGUGACUGAUUAUUUAAACCUAGAAUCAUAGGACAAUUAAAAAGCACAAAAAUGCAAUCAAUUAACAGAACCCGAACUCCAGUGGAGUUUUGAAGACUAACAAAACAAUUAAGAUCAAUUGGUUUUGUGAACAAAUCAACUAGCCAUUUCUUUGACAAAGUGUUCAGUACUUUUUAUUCGCCAAAUAGUUCUUUGAUGAAUUAAUGUGUAUGUCAUGUUAUUGGUUCUUUAGGUGGAGUAGUAAAAUGAUGGGUCACCUAUCAGAAAGUAAAUAAUGAUAUCGUGUGAGUGAGGUCAAAAUACGGAAAAAUGUCAUAUGCUGAUUACAGAAUCAGUAAAAAGAUUUUCAAGUCUUUAAAAAAAAUUAAUGCACCGCCCGUUGUACGAAAUGGGUAUACAUAACAAGUGGGUAUGAAAAGUCCAUUAACCGUGAGUGGUCAGAAUAUUAAAGAAGAUUUCUAUUUUUUAUAUACUUUGGCAUGUAAAAAUUUUGAAAUUAAAAAUUAAAAAUUUUUAUUUCUAUUAUUUGUGAAGUGAUUUUUCGCAUUCGAGCUCUCACAUUAAAAGUAAGUCUAGUUAAUAUCGUUUAUACCUUCAAUGAAUAAAAUUUAUAAAUUAGUCAAAAAAUAAAAAUUUAUUUGAUUAGAUAAGUGAUUUUGGAUAAUAAUAAUUAUCAUCCAAAAUAUAAAAGAUAUAUUUUAACUAAAGGAUAAUUACUAUAUAUAUAUAUUGUGUUAUUAUCUGAAAAUAUCUUUUAAUAAAAAUUUAAACUUAAAAAAACAUAACUAAAUACUGAUCAAAUAAAUUUUUAAUUUUAUAUAACUGAAAAUAAAAUAUUGAGGAUUUUUAAGAUUUAUUUAUUAAUAAUGAAUAUAAUGUACAAAAACUUUCAAAAUAUUUAUAAUACAUAAGAAUUUUGAAUGAGUACAUAAAAGUAAGUUAUCAUUACAUCCUCCUAUAUAUUAAUUGAGAAGUCACUUUAGUGAUUUAUGCUGACGUGUCGCUCAUAGAAGAACUCUCCAAUUAAUUGUUAUAAUUUUGAUUGGUUGAUGGUUAUUUAUUUUUCAUUUAUUUAAUUAAAGUUUUUAAAAGGAAACUAUCAUAGAAUUACCUAAUCUAAUCUAUGUUUCUAAACAUACAAACAAUUAAGCAUCUUAAACAUAGAUAAAUUAACAUAAUUUGUUUAUAGAAAUAAUUAAAUAUAUAUAUAUAUUACAUUAUAUAAAUUGAUAAGAUACAUAUAAAUACAUAUUAUACUAUGGAAACAAUUAUAAAAACGGUUUUAUUAUGUUUAUAUUAGUAGUGAAUAAAAUAAAUCAUAGAUUUUAGAAAACUAAUUAACAUAAACUUAAUAAAAUUAAUUAAAUUUACUCAUUCACUAUAAAUAUAGUACAAAAAUGUGUCAAAUGAAUGCAAAACAAUCAAAUAUAUAAUUUUAAAAAAAAUCCAGUCAUUUUUUAAUGACAAUGUGAUAUCAUAUAUGUGUUACCACUUUUAGAAAUGAUUAAAAUAUUUUUUAUAUUUUAAAACAUAAAAAUUAUAUGGUAAGUUAUUUAAAUGUAUAUUAAUCAUUAAUUUUUUUAUUUAAUUCAUCUGUUAAUAUAAACAGAUUAAUUAACAUUAUUAUAUGGUAAGUCAUUUAAAAUUAUAUUAUUUGGUAAUUCAUUUAAUUUAUUUUAUGGUAAGUAAUUUAAUUAUAUUAAUCAAUGUAUUUUCCACUGUAUUUUUCUAUAGUUAAUAUUCUAUUCAUAUAAUUCAUAAAGCUUGAAUUAUAAUAAAAUUAGCAUGCUUAUUUUUAAUAGAAACAAAUAAGACAUAAAUAAGAGAACAAGAGGGAAGAAUAAUAAAAAUGUGUUUGUUGUGUUCUUGGUAUUAAUAUUCUUAUAUAUUUAAUUUUUAUUUGUUUGUCGAUGUACAUGUACUUUUUGUGUUACUAUAAAUGUGAACUAAUUAGUUUUAUCUGUUUUUAAAUGUUAAGAUAAAUUUAGUAAGAAAGUUCAAUAAAAAUGAUCAUCUCUACAAUUGUUAAAAUCAAAGAUGGAAAAUACAAUAUAAAUUAAAAUUAAGAAAAAUUAUUUAAAAAUUAAUGAGAUGUAUUUUUACGCUAUAAUUAGAAUUUAAAAUGUACGAUAAUAAAAUUUCAAUAAAAUUUAUACAAAUAAAAAUAUUUUAUUUCAUAUAAUAUUAGAUCUCACAUUAAUCAUCAUAUAUAUUAAUUUAGAAAUCACUUUAGUGAUUUAUGCUGACGCGUAGCUAAGAGAAGAGCUCUCCAAUUAAUUGUUAUAAUUUGAUUGAUUGAUGGUUUUUAUUUUUCAUUUAUUUAACUAAAGUUCUUAAAAGAAAAUUCAUAGAAUUAUAUAAUCUAAUCUAUGUUUACAAACAUACAAACAAUUAAGCAUCUUAAAUAUAGAUGAAUUAACAUAAUUUGUUUAUAGAAAUAAUUAAAUAUCUAGAUUACAUUAUAUAAAUUGAUAAAAUACAUAUAAAUACAUAUUAUACUAUAGAAAUAAUUAUAAAAACAGUUUUAUUAUGUUUAUAUUAGUAGUGAAUAAAAUAAAUCAUAGAUUUUAGAAAAUAAUUAAUCUAUACUUAAAAAUAUUAAUUAAAUUCACUAUAUAUAUAGUAUAAAAAUGUGUCAAAUGAAUGCAAAACAAUCAAAUAUAUAAUUCUAAAAAAUUCCAAUCAUUUUCCAAUGAUAAUGUGAUAUCAUAUAUAUGUUAUCACUUUUAAAAAUGAUUAAAAUAUUUUUAUAUUUUAAAACAUAAAAAUUAGAUGGUUAGUUAUUUAAAUGUAUAUUAAUAAAGAAAUUUUUUAUUUAAUUCAUAUAUUACUAUAACAGAUGAAUUAACAUUAUUUCAUGGUAAGUCAUUUAAAAUUAUAUUAUUUGGAAAUUCAUUUAAUUAAUUAUAUGGUAAGUAAUUUAAUUAUAUUAAUCAAAGUAUUUUUCACUGGAUUUUUCUAUAGUUAAUACUAUAUUAAUAUAAUUCAUAUAGCUUGACUUAUAAUAAUAUUAGCAUGCUUAUUUUUAAUAGAAAAAAUCAGACAUAAAUAAAAUAACAAGAGGGAAGAAUAAUAAAAUAUGUUUGUUGUGUUCUUGGUAUUUUAUAUUCUUAUGUAUUUAAUUUUUAUUCGUUUGUCCAGGUACAUGUACUUUUUUGUGUAACUAUAAAUGUGAACUAAUUAGUUUUAUCUGUUUUUAAAAUGUUAAGAUAAAUUUAGUAAGAAAGUUCAAUAAAAAUGAUCAUCUCUACAAUUGUUAAAGUCAAAGAUGGUAAAUAUAAUGGAAAUUGAAAGUAAGAAAAAAUUAUUUAAAAAUUAAUGAGAUGUAUUUUAACGCUAUAAUUAAAUUUUAAAAUGUACGAUAGUAAAAUUUUAAUAAAAUUUAUACAAAUAAAAAUAUUUUAUUUCAUAUAAUAUUAGAUCUCACAUUAAUCCUCCUAUAUAUUAAUUGAAAAGUCCCUUUAGUGAUUUAUGCCGACGUGUAGCUCAUAGAAGAGCUCUCCAAUUAAUUGUUAUAAUUUGUUUGGUUGAUGGUUUUUUAUUUUUCAUUUAUUUAAUUAAAGUUUUUAAAAUUAAACUAUUCAUAGAAUUAUCUAAUCUAAUAUAUGUUUCCAAACAUACAAACAAUUAAGCAUCUUAAACAUAGAUGAAUUAACAUAAUUGGUUUAUAAACAUAAUUAAACAUCUAAAUUACAUUAUAUAAAUUGAUAAAAUACAUAUAAAUACAUAUUAUACUAUAGAAACAAUUAUAAAAACAAUUUUUUAUUAUGUUUAUAUUAGUAGUGAAUAAAAUAAAUAAUAGAUUUUAGAAAACUAAUUAAUCUAAACUUAAUACUAUUAAUUGAAGGGGUUCUUUCAAAAAUGACUCAAAAUUUCAAGUCAACCCCAAAAAUAACCUACGUUUUUUGAAAUUUUGUUUUGUCCUAUUUACCCUAGAAGCUCUAGUUAUUCACAAAAAUGCCAUUAUUUUUUUUCAAAAAUAAUGUUUUUACCUUACCAUCUUCAUCUUCACCAAAUAUUUACAACUUGCCAUUGACAUCAAUACCUCCAGCACCAGGAACUACCAAAUUGAGAGUGUUAAUGCUCUAAAGUUUCGAACUUUUUCUCAUCCUUUCUCAUUUCCUAUCCACACAAACCACAUAUCUUACACUCUCUCUCAAAAUUCAUUUAAAAAACUAAAGAUUUUGAUUACAAAUUAUAUAAGGUUCAUAAGGUCUCGAUUCUUGGUGAUUAACGAGUAGAUAGCUGUUGUGGUGACGUUCUGGGUGAUUGGAGAAACCACGCAAGUCAUCUCACGAGUUCAAGGUAUGAAAUCGCGAACUACAUUUUAUUUUUCAGAUAUGUUCGAUGAAGAAGACUUCUAAAGAAGUCUUCUGGUCAAUGCAUAGGUUAAUUUUGCAAUUGACCUUUUGCAAUUGACCUUUUGUGUGUGUUCUAACUUUCCUUUGUAAAAAAAAAUUCGAAAUUCCCAGAGAAGUCUUCUCGGAUAAACAUGUUACUUUUAAAUUUGACCGAAGUUGGUCAGAAAUUUGACUUUUUGUAGAAGACUUCUAUAGAAGUCUUCCUGGGAAAAACUUCUAAGGAAGUCUUCAUGGAAAAAACUUCUACAGAAGUCUUCUGAAAGUCUUUCCUAAGUCUUCUCAAUCUUGGAAGAUGUCUGCGUGGGUUACUUUUGCAAUUAUAAAAUAAUAGUAAAAAAUUUAAUAUCAAUGAGAAGAGUGAAAGAUGAGAAUCAUGGAAUGAAAAAUCUGCAAAAAAAAAAGAAGAUAAAUUAGUGAGAAUACAUAAGAAAAAGUGAGAAAUGGAUAAAAUUUGAGAUUCGAGAGAGGUUGGAGAGUUUUAGAGUGAGAAACAUUACAUUUUUGUUGUAGUCAUUUGAGAGGAAGAAAGAGAAUGUGUAAAUUUUCUUUAUAUAUGGAGACAAAAAUUCCAAUUAGGUUAAUUAUUUUCGACCCAGAAGACUUAUCUAAGACUCAUGGAAGACUUAUCUAAGACUCAUGGAAGACUUAUGGAAGACUUUGAUUUAGGCGGGAAAUCUAAAUUUUACUUAAAUUUAGACGGGAUGUGUCGGAAGACUUCUUUUUAAGUUUUUUGUGAGUCUUCUAGACCCUAAAAUCAAAUGACUAUGCAAACAAAAACCUUUUUAAACUUAAAAAAACUUAGAAAGUGUUUAAAUCAAAUUAUUAGAUAGUUACUAAAUAUAUAUAGGUCAAUUUGAAAAAGGAAAAAAAUGAAGAUAAGAUUUCAAAUCUAACCCUAAAGAUACAUACAAUACUAUAACAUAUGUUACCCAACCCUAAACCAAUGACUCAUGAGCCAAUAUACAUUCACUAAUCUAUGUUGAAAAUAAUUCAAUUUCAGAUGAACUAAAUUUACAUCAUUAAGAAAUGUUUAUUAUUACAUGAUUUCAAUUUUUUACCUAUCAAAAUAUUUUUUAUAAAAUUAUAAAAUUAUUUUUAAGAUCUACUGAACGAGAAGACUUACAAAAAAGUCAUCCUAGAGAAGACUUCUUUGUAAGUUUUCUCUAACGGAGGGUUAUAAUGAUAAAACCGAAUACAAGUUUUUUGUUUGUUCACAAGAGGGCUGUUGUAAUUUUCACUAAGCUUUUGGGGUUACUUUUGGCAAAUCUCCCUUAAUUAAAUUCACUCAUUCACUAUAUAUAAUAUAAAAAUGUGUUAAAUGAAUGCAAAACAGUCAAAUAUAUAAUUUUAAAAAAUUCCAAUCAUUUUUCAAUGACAAUGUGAUAUCAUAUAUGCGUUAUCACUUUUAAAAAUAAUUAAAAUAAUUUUAUAUUUUAAAACAUAAAAAUUAUAUGGUAAGUCAUUUAAAUGUAUAUUAAUCAUUAAUUUAUUUAUUUAAUUCAUCUGUUAAUAUAAACAGAUUAAUUAACAUUAUUAUAUGGUAAGUCAUUUAAAAUUAUAUUAUUUGGUAAUUCAUUUAAUUUAUUUUAUGGUAAGUAAUUUAAUUAUAUUAAUCAAUGUAUUUUCCACUGUAUUUUUCUAUAGUUAAUAUUCUAUUCAUAUAAUUCAUAAAGCUUGAAUUAUAAUAAAAUUAGCAUGCUUAUUUUUAAAAGAAAUAAAUAAGACAUAAAUAAAAGAACAAGAGGGGAGAAUAAUAAAAUAUAUUUGUUGUGUUCUUGGUAUUAUAUAUUUUUAUGUAUUUAAUUUUUAUUUGUUUGUCGAGGUACAUGUACUUUUUUGUGUUACUAUAAAUGUGAACUAAUUAGUUUUAUCUGUUUUUAAAUUUAGUAAGAAAGUUCAAUAAAAAUGACCAUCUCUAAAAUUGCUAAAAUCAAAAAUGGAAAAUAUAAUGUAAAUUGAAAGUAAUAAAAAAUUAUUUAAAAAUUAAUGAGAUGUAUUUUUACGCUAUAAUAAAAUUUUAAAAUGUAAGAUAAUAAAAUUUUAAUAAAAUUUACAAAAAUAUUAAAAUUUACACUAAUAAAAACAUUUUAUGUUAAACACUAAAUUAAAAAAAAAAUAAGUGAGAAAGUGUGAUUUGGAAAAAAAAUUAUGAGAAAAAUUGUUUAAAAUACCAUUUUCCUAAUACAUGUUUUUAUGUUUACCUUAGCCAAAUUUAUUCUUAGUUUUAAAGAGAUAAAUCCUACUAUAUAUUAAUUGAGAAGUCAUUUAAUUGACUUUUGAUUAUGUGUCUUUAAUAGGUUAAGUUUUAAAAAUAAAUUAUAAUUUAAUUGGUGGUUAACAUUUAUUAGUUAUUAUUUAAACCUGAUCUAAAAAUUAAAGGUAAUCCUAGAACUAAUUAAUACAAAUUACCAAAUAACACAAAAAUAUUACAAAUAAUGAUUUAUGGUAACUAAUUGUAGAAUUAGAGAAAUAAUAUAUAUGUUUUAUCAAUUUCUUUAUUUUUAUGAAUUAGUUAUAUAUAAUUAAAUAAAAUACUUUAGCAUUGUUAUAGAAAUGGUUAUAUAUUAUUUUAUAAAAGAAUUAUAUUUGUAGGUAAGGAAUUAUUAUAACUUUUAUGUUUUUAAAGCCCACACAAAACCGUUUACAAAAGAUCUUUCAUGAUAAAAUCAUCCGAUCAUUGUAUUGGUCAUAUUAGAGUUACACAAAAAAACACGCUCUCUUUUUUUUUUUCUUGAGAGCUAGAGUAUUUUUGGUUUUUCAUGUGUUAAACUAAAAUAUAAAGUAAUUGUACAACCAAUUAUCUGAAUUAAUUAUAAUAUUCUUUUCUGUAAGAGAAAGAUUUUUAAUGACUAAGGUUUAUAUUUCUGAACUAUUUAAAAUUCACAUAUCUUCUAAAAAUAUAUACUAAAAUUUUUGAUUAUCCAAAUAUUUGAAAUUAAAAAUUAAAAUUUUUAAUUUUUAAUUAUUAUUCAAAAAUUAUAAUAGUGUAAAGAUAAUUUAUAUUUCUUUAUAUAAUAUAACUACCCACAAAAUUGCGGGCAAACACCUAGUUUUUUUAAUUAAUAAUCCAUGUAUUAAUAAAUAAUUAUAAAAUGUUUAUGUGUGGAUGACAAAGCAACUUAAGGAAAUCAACAUAAUCUCCCAUACUGUUCACUGGAAGUUUCAUAUACUAAAAAGGAAAAAAAAUCUUCUGUGAACUUCUCUUUCCUUCUUCAUUGGAGACAUAAUAUCAAAAAAAAGUAAUACAAGUUGAACUAUAAAAAUCAGAGGCAUUGAUGUCCCAGAGUCCAGAGAUGGAGAAUAACCUACGAAAUAAGGUCAGGUGAUGCAAGAAAAAGGCAGAGGUCAGCUUUGUACAUCAGAAACUGUCAAAAUUUUCAGAUUUUGCUUUCUGUCUCUUUCUUUGAGUUGUUUAUUUCAACUUGAACUUGAAUUUACUUAACAAGAUAGAAUAUUCUAUGAACAUUAUGUUUUAUUAUUUUCUGAUUGGACUCCUUCAACAAUAUAUACUUUUAACUGAAUUAGACAAGUUCUCGUCUCAAUGGAUAUCUAUUCGUAGUUGCUUAUAUUUGAAAUACUGUGUGCGAUAAAUUUGUCAAGAAACUAGUAUAUUGUUCUUAAUCUGAGCAGUUCUCAUCUCUGUAUAGAGAUUCAUAGUUUCUUAAUAUUUAAUGUUAUAUGGUUGAGAAGAUUAUUUAGUCAAAAACAAACUACUCUACUGUUUCUAAUCUGAUCAAGUCUAAUAUCAGCAGCGACCUAAUCAGGGUUGGUUAAUACUUAAAAAUUCAAGGUCUGAAUAAGGUUUGAAACUCGAAAACACGGGACCAACUAAAGAAAACAGAGAAAGCUAAUGGUGCAGCACAUCUUAUAUAAAGGCCUUUUGCUUCAGCAACAAUUCCCAACAUAGAAUUAUCACAUAUCUCUAUAUCUCCUUUCUCGAGAGAAAAGAUGGGCCAAACCAUAAUUCUUGUAGCUAUAAUUCUGACUGUUGUUAUGAAUGCUCAGAGCACUUUCGUUGUAGGAGAUGCUGCUGAGAGAAAGGUUUACGUAGUUUACUUGGGAGAGAAGGAACAUGAUGAUCCUGCUUCAGUCACCGAAUAUCACCAUCAGAUGUUAUGGUCACUUCUUGGAAGCAAAGAGUCUGUCCACGAUUCAAUAGUGUAUAGUUAUCGACACGGCUUCUCAGGCUUCGCUGCCAAGCUAACAGAGUCCCAAGCCCAGCAACUUUCAGAACUGCCUGAGGUUGUUCAUGUCAUACCAAAUACAUUGUACGAACUGACAACAACUAGGACUUGGGAUUACUUGGGUCUGUCUCCGGGUACUUCAAAGAGUCUUGUACAUAAGGCCGACAUGGGGAGGAAGAUCAUUGUUGGAGUCAUCGAUACAGGAGUAUGGCCGGAGUCUGAAAUGUAUAAUGACAAAGGCUACGGACCUAUACCGAGUCGUUGGAAAGGAAGCUGUGAAUCCGGAGAACUCUUCAACGGUUCGAUUCACUGCAACAAAAAGCUGAUAGGAGCUAAAUACUUUGUUGAUGGCCUUGUUGCCGAAAUCGGAGACUUUGAUAGAGCAGAGAACGCUGAGUACGCAUCCCCGAGAGACUUUAACGGUCAUGGGACACAUGUAUCCUCAACCAUCGGCGGUUCUUUUCUGCCUGGUGUAAGCUACCUAGGCCUUGGAAGAGGGACAGUGAAAGGCGGCGCGCCGGGUGUUCGUUUAGCUAUUUAUAAGGCUUGCUGGCUUCAGUCAGGGUCCUGUUCAGGAGCUGAUGUCUUAAAAGCAAUAGACGAAGCUAUACAUGAUGGUGUUGAUGUUUUGUCACUCUCUUUAGGAUCAAAGGUUCCUUUAUAUUCAGAGACUGAUGUGAGGGAACUGACCUCUGUGGGAGCAUUCCAUGCAGUUGCAAAAGGAAUUCCUGUUGUUGCUGCAGCUGGUAAUGACGGUCCCUCGGCUCAGACUAUUUCGAAUGUAGCUCCUUGGAUCUUAACGGUCGCUGCAACAACUCUAGACCGUUCCUUUCCCACAGCUAUUACACUUGGGAACAAUAUAACAAUACUGGGUCAAGCAAUCUUUGCCGGUCCAGAACUCGGCUAUUCCGAUCUAACUUACCCACAGUCCGGUGAUUGCCAGAAGCUCUCUGCUAAUCCCAACAACACAAUGGAAGGAAAAGUUGUGUUAUGUUUCACAAGAGAAACAAGUGUCACCCCUGCGGUAGAUGCUAUAAUAGCAGUAAGAAAUGCUGGAGGUCUUGGGGUAAUCAUUGCAAGGAAUCCUACACACUUGCUUCUUCCAUCUCGUAACUUUCCAAGUGUUGCGGUAGACUUCGAGCUUGGAACCGACAUUCUGUUCUACAUACGCUCCACAAGGUAUCAUUCAUCUCAUUCACCAAAUACUUUCAUGAAUUACCAUAAUAUUUUUGGAUUUUUCUCUCUCGCCAGAUCUCCCAUUGUAAAGAUAGGGGCUUCAAGAACCCUCGUUGCACGACCUGUGGCUACAAAGGUAGCCACUUUCUCAUCAAGAGGACCCAGUUCAAUUUCCCCAGCGAUUCUUAAGCCGGAUAUAGCAGCACCUGGUGUGAACAUACUUGCAGCUACUUCCCUUAAUGAUUCUUUCAGUGUCAAUGGAUUCUCUAUGAAGUCUGGGACGUCAAUGGCUACUCCUGUAGUUUCAGGAAUUGUAGUGCUCCUCAAAUCAUUACAUCCUCACUGGUCUCCUUCUGCUAUCAAGUCAGCUAUUGUCACCACAGCUUGGAAAACUGAUCCAUCAGGAGAGCCAAUCUUCGCAGAUGGGUCAAGCCGCAAGCUAGCUGAUCCGUUUGAUUACGGAGGAGGCCUCGUGAAUCCAGAGAGAGCUGCGAAACCAGGUCUCGUGUACGACAUGGCCACACAUGACUACGUCUUGUACUUGUGCGCUGCUGAUUACAGUGACAUGUCCAUAUCCCGUGUCCUCGGAAAAGCAACCGUCUGUCCUACUCCCAAGCCUUCGGUUCUUGAUCUCAACUUGCCUUCCAUCACAAUCCCAAACCUUAGAGAUGAAGUCACUCUCACAAGAACAGUCACAAACGUUGGACCUCUCAAUUCAGUAUACAAAGUCGUGAUCAAUCCUCCAACGGGAGUUAAUGUGGGUGUUACACCAACGACAUUUGUGUUUAACUCUACAGCUACAAAGUUAUCGUUCACGGUCCGCGUCACGACCACACAUAGAGUAAACACUGGCUACUUCUUUGGAAGCUUGACUUGGAGUGACAACAUGCACAAUGUAGCCAUCCCACUAUCUGUGAGAACCCAGAUCCUGCCACGAUACUAUGACGAGAACUGAUGAAUCAUAAUAAGCCUAAAGCAGAUUUGUGAAAAGAAUAAAGCUGAUUGGUAUAAUAGUAUUGUGUAGUUUUAUUAUUAUUUGUUCUGUCAUAUUGUAUAAUUUAUGUUGUUAAUAAAUCCCUAAAUGGAAUUGUCAUUAAGAAAUUUAGUUAGUUUAUUGAUUUAUACUCACCAGUAAGAUCAACGGCAAGUUUGAAUCGGUGCCGAACGUGACUGGCCUGAGCAUUUCCAUGGAUGAAGAAGAUUGUAGGUAACUUGUCAUUGAUCAUUAUUAGCAUUGAGAAAGUAGAAUCGAUAAUUAUUGAUUGUAUGUAACUUGUCAUUGUUCCCAGUGUUGAUGAGGUCGAUGUAGACAAUCAUAUAGAGUAGGAUGCCAUUGGUGUUGUAGAUAAAAAGUGAUGCAUCGGCAAUGGAGUUUGUAAGAACAGACAAUGGCUGAACUAGAGAUUGAUGUCUUGUGCUGUUUCUGAGAUAUUUACUAUCUUAUGGUUGGUGAAAGAGAAAAUGACGUAUUUCAAUCAGAACAAUUUCGAUCUUGCCAAAUACAAUCUAAAUAGUUACUAAAUGAUAAAUAAAAUCUAAAUAGUUACUAAAUGACAAAUACAACGUGAGUUUAAUAAAGAAUUAAAUUUUCUGAAAACAAAAAUUAAAUUAUCUUCCCGAACAUGCUUCAAUAACUCAAAAUACUACUUUGACUAGCAAAUCGUUAGUUGAUCGAUAGAAUAGAUAAAGCGACCUCGUUUUGUGUUUGAAAAUAAAAAUUUCUCAAAACUGUUAUGGUAGGGAUUCAAACCAGAGCAAGGACAC